Molecule: messenger RNA, 2409 nt
Organism: Funneliformis caledonium
Lineage: Eukaryota; Fungi; Glomeromycota; Glomeromycetes; Glomerales; Glomeraceae
Source: the annotation of a GenBank genome assembly
AUGAGUCUGUCUUGCGCUGGAGUUUGUCAAGGUUGGAUAAAACAUGCCACCCUUAUAAAUAACUGUUAUCCUACAGGUCCUGGGGAGACGCUUCCAAAGUCAAGCGAACUUUCUUAUCUCGUUUUUUAUGCUAACUCGAAGCCUGCUAAACUAACUAAAUGUGGUGUUUAUCUGGAAAAAAGGGUAGCCACUGAUGUUCGAAAGAGAAGAAAACAGGAUACAGAAGUAUCAUUACAAAUUAUCAAGGUUCUUAUUGAUGAAUUUGAUACAGAAUUUACUUCCAUUUAUGAAAGCUUGAUCGACCAAUUUGCUAAAUAUGCUACGUGUAAAUAUGGUGAUCAAAAUUUAGAUCAAAAUUUAGAAAGAAGGUAUCGUUCUAUAGGUCUUUAUGCUCUUCAAGGAGCAGCAACUUCCAAUGCUUUAUAUGCGUCCGAUGCUAAAACACAAUUGCAAUAUAUCAUCCCAGCUAUAUUACAUAAUUUAACUGACGAUAAAACGGGCUUAGAAGCUUUACAAAAAAACGUUAACAAUCCGGCGGAUUCUUCUACACCAAAAUCGCGUCGAUUUUCGGCUAGUAUUGCAAUGAUUUCAACCGAAGAUAAUACUCUUCUUGCGUAUCAUUGUUUAGAACAAUUGUUUACAAUGUCAAACGCUUCUAAUUUACGUUAUUAUCUCGAACCUACUUUUACAAUUUUGGAUGAAAAUAAAUUUUGGUGGCCAAGUUCGUUUGGCAUUACCUUAAUUUUGGUUAUCCUUUCUUCCAUUCAGCAACAAUACCGUCAUAUACUAGUCGGAGAUAUAAUACAACGACUUGAGUCGUCAGGGAAUUCUGAUUUAUCCAAAAAAAUUACAUUUAUUGAGAUGUUAACAUCUAUUUUAACGAGUGAUUUAACACUUGUUGGACUUUCUGUAUUAGAAGUUUUGGAUUGUUUACUUAGUCAUUUGUUAAAUUCAUUAAAAAAUGAUGAUGUUAAAUUUGAGCAAGUUGACGUAGACUUAAAUUUGAAAACAGAUAAUACGUUGACAGAAAAAGCUCAAGAUUUGGAUACGAUAUUUAUACAGAGACUUAUAAUUUGCAUUGGUAGUCUCGCAACUCACAUUUACUAUGCCAACCAAAUCAGUGAUAUCGUAGAACGUAUUGUUCAACAUUUAAAAUUACAAGUUAGUACAGAAUCUCAACAGGGUAGCAAUAGCAGUAGCAGUUAUAUGACUGAAGGAAUACCUCUUAGUUUAUUACGUAAAGCGCUAUUAAAAUGUUUAAGUAUGGUUGUACUGACCAAUAAAGAAGCUGAGAAAAAGUCAUCGGGAAAUGCCAGAAGUGAAGUUCCUGUUGAAAUAUUUCAUAAUUCAAUUGAUUUAUGCACGGAUGAGGACCUUGGUGUAAGGAUCGCUUAUGCUCAAGUCCUUUCCACAUUUUUAAAUAAUGUUAACACAUCAGAGGAAUCCAAGGAAAUUGAGCCAAUACAGAUUACAUAUUUCAAUCAACCUGCUAUACACUUCCUGAAUACUCUACAUUUGACGUUAUAUAAAUAUACAUUGUUAAAUGAUUCAAAACCUGGUGAUAAUUUAGCUUUACUCGUAAUUUUACGUUCAUUAUUGAUACGGUUUAGAGCUGAUCAAAUUGUUCGAGGAAUUCCAGUUGUCUUCAAAUUACAAUCUGAAGCUAAAGACGAGAAACUUGAUGGGUUUUCUCGUCAACGAGCUUUGGCUAGUUUGAUUGUAUUAUACUUUUCUGAUAUUGCUCAGGUUUUGGAUAUUCCGGAAUUACAACAAUAUAUAGAAAAUAUACGAAAGGAACGUAUAGAAAAAUGUCAAUGGUCAACUUAUUUUAAGACAACCUCCUCGGAAAAUAAUUUAGACAAUGUAGAUUUAUCAUCGUCUUUUGAAGACGAGAUCACUAAUGAAAAUAAUCAAUCUUUACAACCCGUUGAUAUUUGGCUUGAUCGUCAAAUUAUAGUUCCUAUGCUAUGUAAACACAAAGAAAUUGAAAAUAUUGGUGGUGCAAAAUUAGAAGAAAAAUUAAUGGCAGAAUGGAGACAAGAAGAAGGAUUUGAGAAGGUCAAAAAAGAGGCUUAUAAAAUUAGGUCAUCUAGAAUAUUAGAGACCGAGAAACCUAGAUUAGUUGUCACUCCUUAUAUUAUGAACUUGGAAAAUAGUUCCGAUGACUUGACGCCUAAAGUAAAAGCCGAUAACUUCAAGGAAACUUUAGCUGUUCAAUUGAUGAAUGAUUCAUCAGAACAUGAAACAUCUGUCGCAUCAGAUAGAGAGUCAAGUAAUAUGGUUCCAAUUCAUAUCGGUAAAAAGAAAAGAAAGAAUUCCACGAAAAAUGAGGCAAGCGCAUUUUUAUCAACGAUCGAAGCAAGAGCCGCAAGCACCACGAGUUUAGUAAAUCCUCCUUAUCAAUUCUGA